AUGUCGCUGCCUACGCGCAAGAUCGGGAAUGACACCGUGAGUGUGAUCGGGUACGGGGCCAUGGGGAUCGGCUCCGUGGCGUAUGGGCAGGCGGAUUCCGAUGAGGAACGUCUGAAGUUACUUGAUGCGCUGUACAGGAGUGGGUGCACCAACUGGGACACAGCAAACAUUUACGGUGACUCAGAAGAGCUGAUCGGUAAAUGGUUCAGCAAGACAGGUAAACGCAAGGAGAUCUUCCUUGCGACCAAGUUCGGCCUACACCCGCGGAACCGAACCACUUGGUCAACGGCGAACCCAAACCUCUACUACCUUCACCGGGCUGACAAGACUGUGCCGAUCGAGGUCACGGUUGGUGCGAUGGCGGAGCUCGUCAAGGCGGGCAAGGUGAAGUACCUCGGGCUCUCCGAAAUCUCUGCAGCAACGCUGCGGCGUGCGCACGCCGUGCACCCUAUCACAGCGAUCCAGGUGGAGUAUUCACCAUUUACACUUGACAUCAAGGAUGAGAAGAUCAGCCUACUGAAGAUGGCGUGGGAGCUGGGCGUGGCUGUUGUCACUUACAGCCCACUCGGGAGGGGUCUGCUCACAGGGAGAUAUCGAUCUCCUGAUGACUUUGUGAAAGACGACUUCAGGAGCAUGAUUCUGCGCUACUCGAAGGAGAACUUCCCCAACAUCCUGAAGCUCGUGGACAGCCUGAAGGCUAUAGGCAAGCAUCACAGCGCGAUGGCGGGCCAAGUGGCCAUUGCGCCGCUGCUAGCCCAAGGUGAGGACAUCAUCCCCAUCCCGGGGACCAAAUCGGUCAAGUACUUGAAGGAGAAUCUGGGCGCGGCGACCGUUAAGUUGACCCCAGAGGAAAUCGCCGAGGUGUGA
This is a messenger RNA of Gloeophyllum trabeum ATCC 11539, 867 nucleotides long. Its product is annotated as Aldo/keto reductase. The record is from RefSeq and is a predicted model, not a curated record. Gene Ontology annotation, cellular component: cytoplasm. NCBI's taxonomy places the organism in Eukaryota, Fungi, Basidiomycota, Agaricomycetes, Gloeophyllales, Gloeophyllaceae. Bases 1 to 867 code for a protein of 288 amino acids. The transcript has 7 exons.